This is a messenger RNA of Oryza sativa Japonica Group (Japanese rice), 1455 nucleotides long. Its product is annotated as calcium uniporter protein 4, mitochondrial. Gene Ontology annotation, molecular function: calcium channel activity; uniporter activity. Gene Ontology annotation, cellular component: uniplex complex; mitochondrial inner membrane. NCBI's taxonomy places the organism in Eukaryota, Viridiplantae, Streptophyta, Magnoliopsida, Poales, Poaceae. The record is from RefSeq and is a predicted model, not a curated record. Gene Ontology annotation, biological process: calcium import into the mitochondrion; mitochondrial calcium ion homeostasis.
AAAAUCGUGUCGAUUCAUCGGCCAACUCCAAACCAACCAACCAGCAGUUGCCGCCAUCUCUCAUCUCUGUCACGUAACACGAGUACGUACACAACACAAAAUCUGCAAAAUAUUUUGGUUGCCUGCUCGGAGAGGCGAAGAAAAUGGCGUUCCGACGAACACUAGCACGCGGCAUAUGGGCGGGGAAGAACGCGAACGCCGCCGCCGCUUGUCCGGCGGCUGCGGCUCCAAAACCUCCGGCGCGGCGGCCGUUGCCGGCGGUUGACGACUGCCCGACGCUCGCGUACCUGCGGCCCAGACCGGGAACCAUCCGGUACACCACGGCGUCCGUUCCGCUUCCCGCCCAUUGCUUCCCCGCCCUCCCCGUCGGCGACCAGCUGUUCAACCGGCUCCGCCUCGACGGGCUGGUCCCGCCUACGACGGCCGUGACGCGGCCACCGGAGGAGGAGGGGGUGGGCGUGACGGUGGAGGAGGCGAGGAAGGUGGCGCGUGCGGCGGAGAUGGAGGUCGCGCGGGCGAGGCUGAGGUCCAACGCCCAGAGCGUCGUGUCCGGGUCGGAAUUCGCCGCGCUCUGCGUCGACAUUGCCGGCGGCGCCGAGGGAGGACGCAGGCUCGCCCGCGCGCUCGACGACUCCGGCGUCGUCAUCGUCCUCGGCGACGCCGUCUUCCUCCGCCCCGACAUGAUAGCGAAAGCGAUCGGGAGCAUGAUACCGGCGACGGCACACGCGACGCGAGCUGCAGCAAGCGUCGUCGAAGUGCGGAAGAAACGGGAGGAGGAGGAGGAGCUGCGGGCGAUGGAGGAGGAGAAGGCGGGCAUCGACGCGGCGGCGGCGGCGCAGGUGCGGCGGGAGCUGUGGUGCGGGCUGGGCCUCCUGGCGGCGCAGACGCUGGGGUUCAUGCGGCUCACCUUCUGGGAGCUCUCGUGGGACGUCAUGGAGCCCGUCUGCUUCUACGUCACGUCGCUCUACUUCAUGUCCGGAUACGCCUUCUUCAUGCGCACCUCCACGGAGCCGUCCUUCGAGGGCUUCUACCGCAGCCGCCUCGCGUCCAGGCAGCGACGCCUCAUGCGGGCGCGCAGCUUCGACGUCGCCCGGUACGAGGCGCUGAAGGAGCAGGUGGGAGGAGGAGCACGGUACGGCGUCGCGGCGCGCGACGCCAUCGUGUUGAGGCAGCAGCACGUCACGCACGUUCAUUAGCAGCAGCAGCAGGGUGUUUUUUUUUUUUUGGUGUGGCUAAUUAGGUGUGACGUCGAGCGCGUGCGUAGUUGCCAGCUAGGAGUAGUACAGUAAUACUGUACUCCACGUAGUUUGAGACGUGGACGAUCCGGGACUCGGGUGAGUCCAUGAUGUCCAGCUGUACCAGCAGCCAUUUAUUCGGUCAGAAAUCUGAAAAAUUGGUUGAAUCACUAAGUAAAAUUUUUUCUCCAGAUAACACGGAUAAAUCUCAAGCGUUCAA